GUUUUUUUUACUUAAUCGACGAGCACAAUGGCUCAAAAUUCAACUAAAUUUUCGGUAGUUCUUUUUACGAAAGAAAAAAGUGUUGCUGCAGUUCCGACGACGUGGCUGCUAGAAGAGAAAGGCCGGACUUUUUGUAAAUGGCCAAAAGGGCCUAAUGCUGCAACUCUCGUCCACGACGGAAAUAGUGUCCCACGGAAAGGGUGGUCAAGUUUUCCCGUAAAGAUUUACAGAGGAUUGGGGAGUGACGACUACACUACAGCAAACACUAAUGCAGACGAGGCAAGAGCACUGACCAGUCCGAGCGAGGAGGAAAGUCCCCCCUCGUCCCCUCCCACCCCCGUCAAAGUUAACUCAAAACCACGCCAACGACAACAUUCAUCCGAUAGCGAGACCAAUUCUAGGAGGAAUUUUGAUACAGAAGUUCCCGACAUUGACACAAAUAGAAGUAGCAGUGUCACGAUUGAUGACGUCGAAGAAACAGUUGCAGCACAUUCGUCCCAGGCAGUCUUCAAUUUAAAUAUUGCUGGCGCUGAGGAAGAUCAAUCAGAAUCUCAGCUAAAUUAUGCAACUUUUUCAGCUCCUCUCACGGUUACCAGUCAAGGGUUUGAGGUCAAUGUAUUGAGUUACCUAAUCGACAUUAAGACCGAACUAUCCAGAUUAUCAGCUCAAGUGGCAGCGAUAGCGGCCGGAAGUGACUCUGGCGAGGAUUCUGGAGAGGAAUUUCAACUUCCGAUUGCCACCGAGGAACAACUUAUGGAAAUAGAGUUAAAGUUAAAUGAACGUGGGGCAAGAAAAAUAUUGUUCAAGCAAAUUGUUAAAGUCGGUGGACUUGAUAUUAAGGAUACGGUCGAACGAGUGCUAGCAAAAGUUUUUGGUCAGGCUAUAGCGGAACAGACGUCCCUAACAGGAAGGAGUAACAAGUUUGCUUUUGAUAAACUUAAACUCUUCAACGUUAUAGUGGAUGCUAUACUAAAAAACCCCUUAUGUUCCAAUAAGACUCAAAAGGACGUGGAAGUUGAAGCAACACGGUGGUUUGGUAACGCGAAGGAUCGCGACGGUGGAAGGGAAAGGCGACGUAAUAAGAAGUUACCCCCGGCUAAUAAUUGAUUGGCAGAAUGGAGUCAUCAAAAUCAACCAAAUAUAGA
This is a messenger RNA of Folsomia candida, 1145 nucleotides long. RefSeq lists its product as uncharacterized. The record is from RefSeq and is a predicted model, not a curated record. The transcript has 6 exons. Bases 28 to 1107 code for a protein of 359 amino acids. Lineage: Eukaryota; Metazoa; Arthropoda; Collembola; Entomobryomorpha; Isotomidae.